Entelurus aequoreus (snake pipefish) is the source of this 1491-nucleotide messenger RNA. Its product is annotated as myosin heavy chain, cardiac muscle isoform-like. The record is from RefSeq and is a predicted model, not a curated record. The transcript is spliced from 5 exons. NCBI's taxonomy places the organism in Eukaryota, Metazoa, Chordata, Actinopteri, Syngnathiformes, Syngnathidae. The coding region runs from base 22 to 747 and encodes 241 amino acids.
UAUAAAAUAAACAGCGUAAAGAUGGCGGAAGAAGUCGCCGAGAUUUUGGACACUGAUAAGUUGUACCUGACACAAAUCCGACAUUUGGAGGAUCAGCUGGAUAAGUGUCAGUCGAAAUGCGGCGAGCUGGAGAACCACGUCCUGGAUCUGAUGUCGGAGCUGCGGGCGCUGACGAAGGACAAGGACGACGUGACCAGGUACUUGAAGCGGGCGCUGGACACCAAGGACAAGAGGGUGGAGAUGCUGAUGGAGCAGGUGGAGCAGCAGCAGGAGGCCAGCGAGAAGGACAAGGAGACCAUGGAGCAGCUCAAGAAGCAGCUGGAGCAGCUGCACCAUCGCAUCAGCGAGCUGGACGCCGUCAUCGACACGCAAGCCAAGCAGUUGGACCAGCAGGCGGGACAGCUGGUGGCUCUGGAGGACAAGAUGGUGGUUCAGAAGAAGCAGCAGGACGCCGCCAAUAAGCAGCUGACGGAGGACGCGCAGAGAGACAAGACUAACAUGAUCGCUGAGACGAUGAGCAACAUGGAGGUGGUGUUCGAGGACAAGCUGUCCAAGAGGCUGGAGGAGGAGAGAGUUCAGAACAGCAAGAAGAUGACACAGCUGCAGAUGAUGCUGCAGGAGAACAUGACUCUGUGGCUGGAGAAGGACGUCAUGCAGAAGAAGGAGUUGGAGCUCAGCUGCGAGGUCAGUCGUCUGGAGGACGAGCUCACCAAGAAGCCUCGCAGGAAGUUCACGCGCAGGAAGUGACCUUCUGGAAUGUUCCACACGGAACCAUCCAUGAACUUUCACCAAGAUGGAUAACAACUGCAAGACCUCGUGUGUCCACAGUGGCCGCCAACCAGCAAACGUUUCACUCUUAAAUAGUCUUGCCUGCUUUGUGGUACAGUCCCCAGUCCAGAACCGGACAAAAACAGGGGGCAUCCGGAUUUGAACCGGAGACCUCUUGAUCUGCAGUCAAAUGCUCUACCACUGAGCUAUACCCCCACACUCCACUCAUGACCACUUUCACUCCUCUGUCCUCCAUUACUGCAACCUCGGAUUCCCAGGAGGACACAACUAUUUCCUGUUCAGUGCAAGCCAGGAAUUCUUUGUCCUCCCUGUGUGUGUGUGUGUUUGUGUGUGCAUGUGUGUGUGUGUGUGUGUGUGUGUGUGUGUGUGUGUGUGUGUGUGUGUGUGUGUGUGUGUGUGUGUGUGUUGGGUGUUGCAACACUUAGACUUUUAUCUAACAAAAUAGCUGGCUUUUAUUUGAAACAGACAUCAGGUUAUCCAGUUUGUUUGCGUGACAGCAGGCAGCUUGCUAACGUUAGCAUGCUAACUUUUUUUUUGUUGCAAUUUUUUCUAGCCAAAAACCUUAGUGAAAUAACUUGGUACUUGACUUAUGCUAACUGUUAGCAUGCUAACUGUUGGUAUGCUAACUUUUUAUUUAUUUAUUUUUAUAUAAUUUUACAGCCAAAACACUUCAGUCAUAUAAGUUGUUACUUGACACAUGCU